Acaromyces ingoldii is the source of this 1971-nucleotide messenger RNA. RefSeq lists its product as hypothetical. Gene Ontology annotation, molecular function: DNA-binding transcription factor activity, RNA polymerase II-specific; transcription cis-regulatory region binding; zinc ion binding. Gene Ontology annotation, biological process: regulation of DNA-templated transcription; DNA-templated transcription. Gene Ontology annotation, cellular component: nucleus. NCBI's taxonomy places the organism in Eukaryota, Fungi, Basidiomycota, Exobasidiomycetes, Exobasidiales, Cryptobasidiaceae. The transcript has 5 exons. The record is from RefSeq and is a predicted model, not a curated record. The coding region runs from base 1 to 1971 and encodes 656 amino acids.
AUGGGUGUGGCCUGUCAGGAAUACUUUGACACCACCGGAGAGGAAGACAUUGGCGGCGUGAAUCCCGCCUUUCAGCAUGGCGAUCGCUGUGGCAAGGCCGAGAUUCUCACGACUGGCCUAAUCACGCGCGAUGAAGCCUCGGAGCUCUUUGAUAUCUUUUUCAACAGUUGCGCUCAACACCUGUGCAUACUCGACCCAACGCUAUACACGCCAACGAUGACACUCAAGAGGUCGGUCUUUCUCUAUACAUGCAUCUGUGCCAUCGCGAGCCGCUACUAUGAGUCGCCACUGUUGAGAAAGAGGUUGCGAACGAGGCCGGCAGAACAGCAGCUGUACCAUACACUGUCGAACAUUUGUGAGCGACUCGCGUCUGUCUGCGUCUUUCAGGGUCACAAGAGCGUCGAAAUUGCGCAAGGCCUCGCUCUCCUGUGCCUGUGGCGACGCCCUUGCCAACGAUUCGACUUUGACAACGCUUGGACGUUUAGCGGCUUGGCAAGAUGUAUGGCCACGGAUCUUGAUCUACAGCGCGGAGGACUUCUGGGCCGCGAGGGCAGGUUUGAUUCAACUUCACAGCAAGCUCAAACAAAAUCGCAACCGCCGACGUCGAGUCGGGAGCAAGAUAUGGAGACACUAAAUCGCCAGCGUUGUUACCUCCUAAUCUUUGCCAUCGAUCGGAGCAUGAGCGCCCAGAUGGGCAAAGCUUAUUUACUUAGAGAGUCUUCCCUCGUUCGCGGCUGCGAAAGUUGGUGCCAGCAGGAGCUAAGCGCGCCCUGGGAUGUGGCCGUUAGCGCCUUUGCCGACCUGUAUUGCAUCCUGUCGAACCAAAUCGAAUGUCUCAAUGCCUUCACCAACCGGACCUACGCGUUGAGCACGGCAAAUGAGCUACACAUGACACUGUCAACAUUCAAUGCGGAGCUUGACCGUUGGAAGCGCAAAUGGGAACAUCGAGGGUUAGUCCAACCCACGGAUGUGGACGACAUGGGCGGAGUGGAUUACGAUCCGUACGAGAAGUGGUCGACAACUGUCCUGGUGUCAAUUCGCAAGCAAUUCAUACUUCGACUCGAGUACGCCAAGCUCAUCAUAAACAGCUAUGGGGUCCAGCACUCGAUGAAGUCGCCUCUCGAGGCCGGAAGUCCGGGAAAAGGAUAUUUCGACAUCUGCUUUCAAUCUGCCAAAAAUGUUGUUCAGGCUGUUGAAGGAGAGAUGCGAGCGUCUUUGCGCUACAGUCCUGACAUUCAAGCUUACAACUUGGUGGAAGGAGCAGUCAAGGUUUUGGAUGAUAUUGCUGUCGAUAGUGACCAUUGUCCGGCCCUGUACGCCGCAUUUCUGCGCUCCAUUGUAGACUCGUACCAUGGGUUGCUCGGAAGCGUGAGAGAAGUCGGCAUUGAUAAAGGCAGCGACCACCAAGUCGACGCGCAAGGACGCAGCGACCACCGUCAUCGCAGGAGCCGAAUCGGCGCUGCCUCGUCCGGUGCUCUGCCAAUAGCCGAGAUUGGCCAUGCCGACGGUCAGAAGACUCCGUUUGCAUCCGACGCGUGGGCAUCCUUCGAAUCGGAGCAGACUACUACAAGAGGUCUCGCGCCACCCCCUUUCCCGCUUACCAGCAUCACCUCCGUGGCGAGGUCAAACACAAUUUCUCCCUCCUCACCGUCCUUACUGCCGGAAGACUGCAACCACAGUACUGCAGCACUCAUGGGUGAACCUCGCCCAGACCAGCUGUCAGUGCCGCCUAGCACUCAAAGUGCAGUCUCGAACAGCUGCUUGGAGAAUGAUGCCUCGGCGAGAUUCACGAGCGUGAUGAGCUCGCUGCAGGAGUCAGAGCUCUCUUUGGAAUGCAUCCUCGACGAAGCAUACUGGUCAUCGCUUCUUCUUUUACCUCAGGGCGCUUCAUCUAGCUUUCAUUUCGAUGGGUACGGCGGCGAUGAAUUUGUACAGGCCCAAAGGGCAGCGUCCGAGCGCGACGCUUCCUAG